AUGGGAGAAGAGGCCAAAUACCCGGCAGAGUCGCCGCCAGCGACACCAGCGACGGCACCAGCGGCCGCAGCGGACGAGGAGAAGCAGCCGGCGGCCAUGGCUACGGACAGCAAGGGGCUCGACGCAGAGGCACCGCAGGCCGGAGUGCAGCAGGUCGAGGCCAUCGCGACGGUCUGGUCGAUGACCUCGCUCGUCCUGACGUACGCCUUCAUCUGGAUUGUCUACUUCAUCAUGCAGAUGGAGAUGGGCGUCGUCGCGGCGCUGACCCCCUUCGUCACCUCCGCCUUCCAGCACCACUCGCUCACGCCGACGGUGGGCAUCCUCAGCAGCGUCAUUGGCGGCGUGUGCAACCUGACAGUCGCAAAGAUCCUCGAUGUCUUCGGGCGGCCUCAGGGGUACGGCAUGUCGCUCGCCAUUGCAACCGCCGGCCUUGUCAUGAUGGCGGCCACCGCCAACGUCGAGACCUAUGCCGCAGCGCAGGUGUUUUGGACCGUCGGCAGUAACGCCUUGCUCUACAGCAUCAAUAUCUUUGUCGCCGAUACGACCAGCAUGCGGAACCGUGGCCUGAUGACCGCCCUCGCGGCCUCGCCCAACAUCAUCACCAUCUGGCUGAGCGGGCCCAUCUCAGAGGGCUUCCUGGAAGGGCCCGGCUGGCCCUGGUGCUUCGGGGCCUUCUCGAUCAUCGUUCCCGUGCUUUGUCUGCCGCUGCUGGGCGUCGUCUUGCACAACUACUUCAAGGCAAAGAGGCAGGGUGUCAUCGCCUCGUCCACCAGCCGCAGGACCCUCUGGCAGUCCUUCCUCUACUACUGCCGUGAGUUCGAUGCCAUCGGCCUUUUGCUCCUCACGGCCGGACUCACGCUAUUUCUGCUGCCCUUCAACCUGUAUGCUCUGCAGCCGCUGGGCUGGCGCUCCCCCUUGGUCAUCUGUCUGCUUGUCUUCGGCCUGGCGCUGAUGGUUCUCUUUGCGUUGUGGGAGAGGUACUUUGCUCCGGUCAAUUUCAUCCCCUAUCCCCUGCUGCUUGAUCGCAACCUGAUCGGCGCAUGUCUGCUGGGAACAGUCCUCUUCAUCAGCUUCUUCUGCUGGAAUAGCUUCUUCAGCUCCUUUCUCCAGGUCGUCAACGGCCUCAGCGUGACCAAGGCCAGCUACGUUGUCCAAAUUUAUAGUCUCGGCAACACCAUCGCUGGAAUUGCUGCUGGUGUUGUGAUUCGCUAUACAGGCCGCUACAAGGCGAUCACACUCUAUGGUGCCAUCCCAAUAUACACCCUCUUCAUGGGCCUGAUGAUCUACUUCCGUGGUCCAGAGGCUAAUAUCGGCUAUAUCGUGAUGUGUCAGAUCUUCAUCGCCUUUGCCGGCGGAGUCCUCAUUAUCACCCCUCAGAUCGCCGCCAUGUCUGCCGGAAACCACCAGCAGAUCGCCGCCAUCCUUGCAAUCUUAUCUAUGUUCUCGGCCAUUGGCGGAGCUAUCGGUCUUACCGUUGCCGGUGCCAUCUGGCAGUCCGUCUUCCCAGCCAAACUCCUCGAAUACCUCCCCGUCGAGGAACAGGCCAAUCUUCUUGAAAUCUUCGGCAAGCUGGAACCCGGUACUACUAUAUGGGCGAUCGGAUUUGCUGCCGCCGCUAUUUGGAGAAACGUCGAUGUAAAGCAGAUAAAACAGGUCAAGGGACAGGUUAUUUAGAAGAAAGGGAAAAACGAAUAAAAAAUAAAAUAAAAGCUGGGCGUUUUUGGAUAAUCGAUGGCUCGGCAUAGCACAGUAUAGCAUGGCAUAGCGUAUACAUAUAUAAUGAGUGUGAAAUGUUGAUUAUUUUCGUCUCUUGAUUCAACGUGUUCUAAUAGCCUCCAGAGCUUAUCACCAUGCAAUAUACAUCGCAGUCCUACAUUUACAGACAAGUUCUAUAGUAGCUUUCUUGUCUUAUAUUUCCAACCUUCGUGUAGUUUUUAGAUAACCACAAAAUCCACUAUUUUGUCUCUAUAUAUACAUCGUGCACCCAAUUACUAACUUAUUCAAGGAUUAUAGUUCUUACCAAUAUAGUAUAUCUAGUGAGAGAAAA
Trichophyton rubrum CBS 118892 is the source of this 2047-nucleotide messenger RNA. RefSeq lists its product as uncharacterized. Gene Ontology annotation, biological process: transmembrane transport. Lineage: Eukaryota; Fungi; Ascomycota; Eurotiomycetes; Onygenales; Arthrodermataceae. The record is from RefSeq and is a predicted model, not a curated record. Gene Ontology annotation, molecular function: transmembrane transporter activity. The coding region runs from base 1 to 1674 and encodes 557 amino acids. The transcript is spliced from 2 exons.